Molecule: messenger RNA, 866 nt
Organism: Corticium candelabrum
Lineage: Eukaryota; Metazoa; Porifera; Homoscleromorpha; Homosclerophorida; Plakinidae
Product: pyroglutamyl-peptidase 1-like
Exons: 5
Coding region: 192-734 (180 amino acids)
Biological process (GO): proteolysis
Cellular component (GO): cytosol
Molecular function (GO): pyroglutamyl-peptidase activity
Source: RefSeq, a predicted model, not a curated record
CGGUUGUUUAGUUUUGAGUUGCGCUUUAUUCAUUCGUAUGGCGUUGUGCUUUUACUAGGAUUUGGACCUUUUGGGAACUGCAAGGUUAAUGCCAGCUGGGAAGUAGUGAAGGUAUAGCUGCGUUGCGGGAUGUGCAGGCGAAGUCUGAGAUACGAAUUGGCAACUGAAUUGAUGGAUGCUAGACUUAAUUAAUGCAUUGCAGAAUUCACAAGAAGGUUUUAGCAGAGGAGGGUCUUGGGGAGGAUCAUUCUUUGGAAAUAGAUGAAAUUCCUGUAGUCUAUGAAGCUGUUCAAGAUCGAGCUCCUCUGCUGUGGAGUGAAAAAAAACCCGAUUUGACUGUUCACGUGGGAGUGUCACCAUAUGAUAGUGUGACGUUUGAGCAAUAUGGGCGAAAUUUUGGUUACAGCAAACCAGACAUACUGGGAAGAUUUCCAAAUAUGGAAUGUUGUGUUCCUGAUGGACCAGACUGUAUUAGAUCUAGGCUGGAUAUGGAUCUUGUACAAUUGAACAUAAAAGCCAGAGGAAUUUCAGUUGAAACUUGCAUUUCAGAUGAUGCAGGAAGGUAUCUGUGUGAUUUUCUCUACUUCCUCUCACUGUCGCUUGGUCAAGGCCCUGUUGCUUUUGUUCACAUUCCUUCUCUAGAUAAAGAGUACUCUUGUAUGGAGCUUGCCAAAGCACUUCGUCUCAUAAUAUUGGCAAUGAUUGAUCAGCUGGUUGAGAAAGCAACAGUCUAGAACUUAAUUUUACCAAUUAAAAUCUUUUAGUAUGGGUUUGUCAUUAUGUUGGCUAUAAUAGUUAUUACCAAUGUAUAGUCAAUUGAAUAAAAUAACUGUUUAAUUAAUUUCUAUUCAAAUUACACACCCAGA